This is a messenger RNA of Ruditapes philippinarum (Manila clam), 1654 nucleotides long. RefSeq lists its product as uncharacterized. NCBI's taxonomy places the organism in Eukaryota, Metazoa, Mollusca, Bivalvia, Venerida, Veneridae. The coding region runs from base 1 to 1596 and encodes 531 amino acids. The transcript has 14 exons. The record is from RefSeq and is a predicted model, not a curated record.
AUGGUUAUACAUGCUGUUAGUAGGUCUUUCAGGAAGAUAAUUAUGUUAGGAGAGAUCGCAGGUUUGCUUGUGUUUGUGACAUUACUAGCGACUUAUGCAUGCGAUACUUCUGGAUCUAAAGAUGACUCUCUGUCAGCUAACAAACGAUUUCUGCUGGAUGGAAAUGCUGUACCUUCUAAUAUUUCAUUAGAACAGUUUGCAUCGUGUUACCUAACUUGUACACCAACAUAUGGGAAACUCUUGGAAACAUGUUGUAAAUCAGGUCUCAGUGUGGUCUGUUCAAAUCUGCCAUGGGAUAUUUUGAAACCCAAGCUAGGGUCCUGCCCAGGAUUAUCAAAAAGUCCGACCACUUCAGCAUGGUUGUCCAUGGAACAGUUUGCUGCAUGCUUUCUCACUUGUGUUGUUGGUUUCGAAAAACUUACAGAGGCAUGCUGCCAAACUGGAUUAGAUGCGAUUUGUACAAAUUUGCCAUGGGAUAUAUUAACAUAUCAAUUAGGAUCAUGCCGAUCUGAACUGUCAACUAUUAGAACAACAAAACCAAGUACCCUUCCUCAACCUUUCUGGUCGUCGUGGGGAGCAUGGACAUGCGGACAUCAAGGAUCAAUCUGCUUUCAGACCCGGGAAAGAAAAUGUUCAACGGGAGUAGACAAAGAUUGCGAAUCUCAGCCUGAUGAAAUGGCCACCAUCGUAAGACUUUGCUCGGAAUCUACAUGUCAAGAUUUCUCUUCAACAAAGAUAUCACACACUACAGCUACGACAACACGAACGUCUGGUCAUUCGACAUCUUCACAAAUGACGUCAUUAAGAACACCUGCAACAAUACAAACUGGAACAGUUACAACUAGAUACACCAAAUCCACACUAUUUAUGACGUCAUCAUUACCACAACCAACACCUACAACUCCCCAGCAACCUUACUGGUUACCAUGGGGAAGUUGGAUUUGUCAACAACAACAAGGUGCAUGUUUCCAAAGACGAGAAAGAAACUGUUCGACGGAGUAUAAUAACGAUUGUGUACAUAGUCAAGGUGGAAAACAAUACAAUGUUGGUUUGUGCACUGAAACUUCAUGUCCAGAAUUCUUUACCACCACUUUGAUACCUACAACAACGCCUCCUACCACAACGCCCAAAGAUCCAUGUCAAGAUGAUCCGACAUCUAUUGGCUGUACAAUACCAUAUAUACUAACUGACGUCUGUAAGGAAAAUGCAGCUGCCUGGAAACUGUGCCGGAGGUCAUGCGGCUUGUGUGACUCAUGUUGGGAUUACCUACCCUGCUCUUCACAAGGGGCACAGAAAGUGUUCUGUGGCAGAGAAGAAUAUGCUGUUCAGUAUUGCAGGAAAACAUGUGGAAAAUGUUCACAUAAGCAAGUGGAUGUACAGUUGAAUAAAUGUGGAGACCCUGUGUCUUCAGAGGUAAUCUGUGAACAGCUUCAGAAUGAAAUCUGUAUUUGUAAUGACCCCGAUCUUCGUGCGCUUUGUGGAAAGUAUUGUGAAAACAAGUGCGCAGUGAUUGGCUUUCCAUACACUGGAUCAAACUGCAAGCCAGCUAGGCGGAAGAAAAGGGAAGCAAUACUUAACCAAGUCGUGUUUAAUUGAAAUUCUGUAAUAACUGUAAUUAUUUUGGUAAAGAAAUGUGGAAGAAUAUUUAAGCGCA